AUGGAGUCAAUCAGACGACACGUCGCCCCGCUGAAGAUUAUCAAAAGCAGAUCGGAGCCGACAGCCGAGAGUUACGGCAAUCAGCUCUCCGUCCAAAGCCAGCGUGAGCUGACACCACCGUUAACACCGCAAGCCACCAAAGAUUCUACCUCGGAUCGUAAUACGGAACCCCCCCGUGCUGUCUUCCACAACUACCUUCGUGCUUUCUACCCGUUUCACCCCUCUGGCGACGUCUCGCCUUCAACCGUCACCCUGCCCUUGGAUUCCGGGGAUAUCAUUCUCGUUCACUCUGUGCACACUAAUGGCUGGGCAGACGGCACGUUGCUCGACACCGGCGCCCGUGGUUGGCUGCCCACCAACUAUUGCGAGGCCUACGACCAGGUGCCCAUGCGGCCCUUACUGAAGGCCCUGACUGAUUUCUGGGACAUCAUCCGCGGCGGGUGCGGCUCUUCUCUCAAGGACUUUGGCAACCAGGAUCUCAUGCGAGGCCUGAUUGCCGGAGUGCGCUUUCUCUUGGAAAAAUCAGAGUGUUUGACCCGUGAGUCGCCGCUCGUGAGGCAGCAUGAUGGGCUACGACGCAACCGCAAGGCAUUGCUCGCCGAUCUGUCGUCGCUCGUCAAGACCGCCAAGAAGUUCCAGGACGUCGCCAACGGGAUCUCGCUGGACGACGACGUGGACUGCAUCCUCGACGAGAUGUUGCUCAAGGCCUUCCGCAUCGUCACCCGCGGCGUUCGCUUCCUCGACGUGUGGAACGAAGAGGAAGGGCUGAGCCGCACGAUUGCCGAGCUUGAGCAAUCCCGCCAGGCUGCCGCAACCAGUGACAGCAUCCUGACUCCCGCGUCGAGUUCCUUCAACUUCUCCGAACCGAGCAGCGCCCAACCCAUGGAACUGUCCCCUGAUACUCAGCAAUCGCAGGACCCCUUGCUCGUGAAUCGGGUUCGCGGCAACCUUAGCCGAGCCUCGAAUCGCCUCGACAACCAUCAUCAUGACCCGCCGCCGCCUCGACCGAUCUCCGUCCAGACUAAGCGUGUCUCCCACCGGGUCUCGUACUCGGCGCCGUCGGGCGUGGCUCGCAAUUUCAACCUGGCGUCGGAGCGGCUCAACAGCACCUACGACGGUUUUCUCGGCGUCCUGGGCUCCUUCAUUGGGCUGCAUCUCCAGUCGCGCUCCUCUACGGAGCUGAUCGUCACCACCCAACAGGCGGUGCAGUCCUGUCGCGCCCUGCUCACGGUCGUCGGAGCGGUCUCGGAACAUGACAGCGAGAGGUGCACUCCCUUGAUGCUGGCCAAGGACAAGAUGGAUGAGCGGCUCGCCGAGCUGGUCCAGGCCGCCCGUGACGCCUUUCGCCCCCCUCAUUCCGUCGACGAGGAGAUUGUCUUCAUGCCCGACGAAGGGAAACGGCUCGUCGACGCCGCCACCGAUUGCGUGCGCGCCGCCGGCAACUGCAUCGCCAAGGCACGUAUCGUACUCGAGGAAACGGGGGACUUUGAGAUCGAGCCUGCGGACGCUGCCUCCUCGACUGACCUCCCCGAUUCUGAGAAACCCAGCGAGCUGUCCCUGCGGCUACCACCCCCGCCGCUCGAGAUUCCUGGCACCACUGGCUCGCAGCCCCCAACACCAGGCCUGACCGAAGACAUCACUCCUUCCUCCUUCCAGUCCCGCUUUGGACUGGGUGGAUCUAGCAACCAGAGCAGCACCUCUGACCUCCCCUCCCUCCCCUCGACGGCCAUGCUGUCGACCAGCGUCGACCAGCUCUCCUUCUCCUCCACGGAUAUCACCCUGGUGAACUCAUCGUUCGGGAGUAGCCAUUCAAACAAGUCCGAGAUGACCGAGUCGUUUGGUCGCGGCGUGACCAGCACCGGUAGCAGCUUCACCUACGCCAGUCGUCUGCGAGACUCGGAGAUGAGUGGCGUCUCCCAGACCUCAACCCGGGCAACCUCCCCGGACAUCAGCAGCCCCCCCAUUCCUUCACUUAAGGGAAGCACUAGCUACUCUACUCUCGCGGAGGAGAAUGACGAGCACGAGGUCAACAUCCUGGAGAAGACGUACGCGCACGAACUCAUGUUCAAGGACGGGCAGGUAAUUGGCGGUAGCCUGCGGGCGCUGAUCGAGAAACUGACGGCGCAUCAAUCGACACCGGACGCCUUGUUUGUCUCCACCUUCUACCUGACCUUCCGUAUCUUUGCCACUCCGCUCGAAUUCGCCCAGGCGCUCGCGGACCGUUUCGAGUACAUUGGUGACACGCCCCGGGCCGCGGCGCCCGUCCGCCUUCGCGUGUACAACGUGCUGAAGGGCUGGCUCGAGUCGCACUGGCGGCAUGACCACGACGACUGCGCGCUGGAAUUCCUCACGCGAUUCGCGCAGACCACGCUGAGCAACAGCAUCCCUGCCGCGGGUAAACGGCUGUUGGAGAUCAUCGACAAGGUUGCCUCCACGCAGGCGCCUGUCGUGCCGCGCCUCCUCUCUUCCAUGGGCAAGACCAACACGGCGGCCGCACAGUACAUCCCGCCAGACACACCCGUGCCCGCGCCGAUCCUCAGCAAGAAGGAGAUCAACCUGCUCCGCCAGUGGAAGAACGGCGAAGCCAGCAUCACCAUCCUGGACUUUGACCCGCUCGAGCUGGCGCGGCAGUUUACCAUCAAGGAGUCGCGCAUCUUCUGCUCCAUCCUCCCCGAGGAGCUGCUCGCGACGGAGUGGAUGAAGAAGACGGGCUCCCUUGCGGUUAACGUGCGCGCCAUGUCGACGCUGUCGACCGACCUGGCGCAUCUGGUGGCCGACUCGAUUCUGCAGCUGGAGGAGCCGAAGAAACGAGCGGCGAUCAUCAAGCACUGGGUCAAGAUCGCCAACAAGUGCCUGGAACUUAACAACUACGACUCGCUGAUGGCGAUCAUCUGCUCGCUUAACUCGUCCAUGAUCGCCCGCCUGAAGCGCACGUGGGAGAUUGUGUCGCAGAAGACCAAGACGACGCUCGACCAACUGCGCACCAUCAUCGACGUCUCGCGUAACUAUGCCGUCCUGCGCCAGCGGCUACAGAACCACGUACCGCCCUGCCUACCAUUUGUCGGCACCUACCUGACCGAUCUGACCUUUGUCGACCACGGUAACCAGCCGCUGCGCUGCCUCGCGACCGACGAAGGGGAGAUGGAGGUGAUCAACUUCGACAAGCACGUCAAGACAGCCAAGAUCAUCAGCGAGCUGCAGCGGUUCCAGAUCCCCUACCGUCUCAACGAGGUCCCCGAGCUGCAGGCCUGGAUGCAGGAUGAGCUGGUCCGCGUCCGCUCCAAUGGCGAGAAAAGCCUGCAAACCUUCUACCGCCGUUCUCUCAUUCUCGAGCCGCGCGAGGUCGCCGCGCCCCAGCGCGCCGUCGCCGAUUCGGGCGCCUCCAUUCGCGAGACCACGCGUGACAAGUUCGACUUUCUCUCCUGGACUUCCUCGUCCAAGCUCAAGUCCAUCGCUACGCAUGUUUAG
Penicilliopsis zonata CBS 506.65 is the source of this 3468-nucleotide messenger RNA. RefSeq lists its product as hypothetical. Gene Ontology annotation, biological process: Ras protein signal transduction; positive regulation of GTPase activity. Gene Ontology annotation, cellular component: plasma membrane. Gene Ontology annotation, molecular function: guanyl-nucleotide exchange factor activity; protein binding. The record is from RefSeq and is a predicted model, not a curated record. The coding region runs from base 1 to 3468 and encodes 1155 amino acids. Lineage: Eukaryota; Fungi; Ascomycota; Eurotiomycetes; Eurotiales; Aspergillaceae. The transcript is spliced from 4 exons.